Molecule: messenger RNA, 1437 nt
Organism: Ustilaginoidea virens
Lineage: Eukaryota; Fungi; Ascomycota; Sordariomycetes; Hypocreales; Clavicipitaceae
Exons: 1
Coding region: 1-1437 (478 amino acids)
Cellular component (GO): U5 snRNP
Molecular function (GO): protein binding
Source: RefSeq, a predicted model, not a curated record
AUGUCGUCGCGUCACUCAGCUGCACGCCCCAAUCGGGAUGGCGAGAACUUUGCUCGUACUCAUCACAAUGAUGCCAACGCUGAUAACGCCUAUGCCAAGUUUGACGUCCGCAACCCGUCCAUAUUGGCGCCAGACUCGAGAGAGGAUGACGCCAUACUGGAGGCAGAUGUUAUUGGAGGUAGGAAUCCAACCAAGCGCGGCGCUGUCAACCUUGACGGCUAUGACAGCGACUCGGACAAUGAAACUUUCAACGCCAAAGCAGCAGCACGAAAGAAGGGCAAGGUCGACAUCAACGACCAAUUGGAUAACUAUGAAGCUGCAGGAUCUGCUGCAGUUUCCCGGUCAAUCGCCGACCGUGAAGGCGAAAAGAAGGACGAGGACGAGGACGACAUGUUUGCCUUUGAUGGCCAUCAUACUGAUGGCGUGAACGGCGACCAGGAGGGAAUCGAAGAUGACAAUGCCGACUUUGACAAGUCUGGCAAGAAAAAGAAGGAUGUUCGAUUUCUCGAUUCUGCGCAAAUCAUGGGCCAAGAACAAGACAGCCGAAGCGGUGGUCACAUACGGCUCGACGACGAGGAGAGCGACGACGACGAGAUAGAGGCACAGCUGGCAGCUGAAGAGGAAGGGCUGGAUGAAGAAGUAGGAGCAGGCGGGCUGAAACGAAACGCGCCAAAGAUAGAGGCUUUCAACUUGAAGGCGGAGAUGGAAGAGGGUCAGUUCGACCAAGCAGGCAACUACCUUCGCAAAGCGGGAGACCCAGAUGCCGUCCACGACAACUGGUUGGAUGGAUUGAGCAAAAAGGACAUGAAGAAGGCAGCAGAGGCACACGAGAAACGAGCUAUUGAAGCACGCAAACAGCGUCUAGAAGAAGCCGACAUCUUGGUAUCCGACCUGCUCAAGGCGCUGAUCACAAGACUAGAGCCCUCCGAGACCCCACUCGAAGCUCUGGCUCGCCUGGGGAAAGUUCAGCCAAAGACCAAAAAAAUCCCCAAAUGGAAGUUGAAAAAGAUGAACAAGAGCGCUCCAGACACGGAAAUGGACACGGACGCGGCCGAAGACCCGGAACAGGCCCGGGUCAAGGACGACAUUAACGCCGUUACCGACGCAGCUGACAAACUGCUCAGCCGUGACUUUGACGAAGUCUACGACCAAGAUCGCGAGCUGUUGAUUCGGUCGUAUCGGCGCGAGACGGGAGAAGAUUGGGUUGAGCCAUUGUCUCGACAGAAACAUGAAGCAACCCUCCAUGAUGCCAGCAAUGCAAGCAAGCUGUGGGAGUUUCGGUGGACAGACGGUCGGGAUGCCGCAGCUCAACAAGGCCCCUUUGACACCGCAACCAUGAAGGCGUGGCUAGACGCUGGAUAUUUUGGCCAAGGCGUUGAAUUCCGAGUCGCAGGCAAUGGUGAAGAUGGGUGGACGACGACAGCGUCCUUUGUCUGA